Eucalyptus grandis is the source of this 899-nucleotide messenger RNA. RefSeq lists its product as hypothetical. Lineage: Eukaryota; Viridiplantae; Streptophyta; Magnoliopsida; Myrtales; Myrtaceae. The record is from RefSeq and is a predicted model, not a curated record.
GAUAAAUGAGUGACCAAUGGGAGCGACGGACGGCGCCCGAAUGAGAUUAUGGGGGGGAAAGGAGACGGAAAAUCUCUGGCUGCGCGCGGCCUCCAACCACUGUCCGACGUGGCACAUCGCAUCACCAUCCGAUUCGCUCGCGCUCUCCCCCACCCCAUCUCCACCAAGAAGCGCAAGCUCUCUGUUUCUUUCUCUCUCUCUCCAGAACUCGCAGGCGAUCGCUGAACCACCGCCGAUGGCCGUCGCUACUCCGUCGCCGGCCGCUUCCCUCUCCGGGCUCAGGCGCCGCAGCCCUCUCUCCUCCUUCUCCCGCCGCUCCGCCGCCGCCACCUCCCCCGCCAGAAAGGCCCUGACCAUUGUCGCCAUGGCUCCCAAGAAGAAGGUGAACAAGUACGACGAGGGCUGGAAGAAGGACUGGUACGGGCCGGGGAUCUUCUUCGAAGGGAGCGAGGAGGUGGACGUGGACGUGUUCAAGAAGCUCGAGAAGCGCAAGGUCCUGAGCAACGUCGAGAAGGCGGGCCUGCUGUCCAAGGCCGAGGACCUGGGGCUCACCCUCUCCUCCAUCGAGAAGCUCGGGGUGUUCUCCAAGGCGGAGGAGCUGGGGCUGCUCAGCCUGCUGGAGCGGGCCGCCGCGGCCUCCCCCUCGGCGCUGGCCUCCGCCUCGCUGCCCAUCCUGGUGGCGGCCCUCGCGGCGGUGGUGCUGAUCCCGGACGACUCGGUGGGGCUCGUGGCGGUGCAGGCGGUGGUGGCCGGGCUCCUGGUGGGGGCGGCGGGGCUGAUCGUGGGGUCCGUCGUGAUCGGCGGAUUGCAAGAGGCCGAUUGAAUUCAUUCCUUAGCGUUAGUUAGCGUUGUAGAAUGAUGAUAAAUCUAAAAGAUUUUCCUCUUUCUCUCUCGAUCAA